CUUCAAACAAAAGGCACAAGCAAACUUAGGGGCCUUUCGAACAAAUAUGUGAGAGGUGAGGGCCAAAUAGUGUCAUUCUAAAUACGCUUAUGUAACUUUCUAUGUAGAUGUUCAUACUGCAUUUCUGCUAGUAAAAUUACAGCGCAGCAAGAAACUCAUUGAUCGAUUAUAAUCGUCAGCUAAUCAUAAACCUUUUCUACAAUUUCAUCCCUUGUUUUCCAUCGCAGAAAGCUGACGUAGCACGCAUCUCCUGUACCCAACUGCCCGACCCACGGGGAGAUAGCGUUCGAAUCGAUCAAUGGAUUUGUCUGAAUUGUGGGCAAUAUUUGGUCCAGGCGUUGCCGGCGCCGUUUUUGGAGCCGGCUGGUGGUUUUGGGUUGACGCCGUCGUUUGCAGUUCUGUGCAAGUCUCGUUUCUCCACUACCUACCGGGAAUAUUUGCAUCUUUGGCUGCGUUGAUGUUUAAUUGUGUUAGAAGAGAGGACAUCGACUACUCUCCCUAUGAAGAAGGUGAAUGGAGGUUGAAGCUUUGGCUUUUCCUAGCAUAUGUUGUGUCAUUUGUGUCCUUGGCAGCGUCAGUAGGGUUGUUGAUACAAGACGCACUUGUGCCUGAAGGUCCUUCUGCUUGGACAGGAACUGCAGGUGUUUUGCAGUGUGUGCUUGUCUUAAUUAGUGGGCUUGUUUAUUGGACAUCUCAUUCGGAGUAAGAGGAGGAAUGAGUGAAGGGAGACAUUUGUGGUUUUGCGUGUUAAAAUGCUCUUGCUCUUGUAUAUGUAUGUGGCUCUGUUGAUGAUCCAAGCAACAGAUACAUAGUAAAACAGUGUUUAAAGUGAGUGAUUGACCGAAUUAUUUUACACUUGUUUAUAUGACCUUCCUUACCUAUUGGUUAUCGUUUAUCUUUGCUUCUCAGCUUCUUUUUAAUGUGUUUGUGUUUGUGUUUGUUUGUGUAUGUGAUCAUCUUUGGUAUAUGAAAUAAAACCAACUUUAAUAGUUAAAAGGAAAAA
Messenger RNA from Lactuca saligna, 1003 nucleotides. Lineage: Eukaryota; Viridiplantae; Streptophyta; Magnoliopsida; Asterales; Asteraceae. The record is from the annotation of a GenBank genome assembly.